UUUUUUGCGGUGCUCCCGGACAUUUAACUGGCGAAUUGGGGAAAGUGAAAAUAGCGUUUCCCGAAUUCAGCUUUUGCAUUACUGGAAAAACAUUUUCCACAUAAUUGGGUGAAUAUAUCGAACAAACUCCUGACUCUGGGUUUUUUAGCGAUUCAACUAAACCUGGAAUAAGCUCGUAUCUUGGAAUAAUCCCAGUGGCAACAAUCAAAUAAUCAUACUCGAUUUUAUCUCCGAGAGCAGUAUUCACGGUAUUCUUUUUCAAAUUAAAAUCUACUGCCUUAUCUUUUAACCAAGUACAAUUUUUAGGCACUAGAUCUUCUUCAUAUUUUCUUGUAUCUUUCAUUUUUUCGAUACCGCCUCCGACAAGGGUAAAAAGGGGCUGGUAGUAGUGGUCAUUGCUGGGUUCCAGUAAAAUCAAAUUUGAUUUGUUUAGGGUCCUUGAAAGUUUUGCUGUUAGAGCUAGGCCCCCAGUGCCACCCCCAACAACUAAGACUUUACAACUAAAAAGUUUAUGUGUACCUAUACGAGUGAAUGAAAAAGGUCUUAUUGAGUUAAGAUGCGAUAUUUUGUUGUAACAUCGAGCAAACAUUUUUGGGAUAGGCGCAAAUUAAAUAAUUAAAGAAUAAUACUUAAGUGAAGAGGUAGAUAAACUUGAAAAGUCACUUGUUGAAGGUUGAAUAGUUUUGCCACGUUUGUUUGUAUAUCUCUAAAAAUAAAAACAGAUAAUAAAAUAAUCAAUAAUGAAAUAAUUGUUACUUUUUGAAUUCUUUUGAUUUUGCCAGGAAUUUCAAAAUAAUUAAUUUUUGAACUAAUAAGGAUUUUAAUUGGUGUUGAGUCACAAUUUUUUUAAUAUAUUUUCGUCUUUUUCUUUUACAUGCUAGCAUUAAAAGACGCAAAUAAACUGAGUAGUAAAGGACUAGCUUAAAAAAAAAAGAAGAAAUUUUUUCCGGUGGUGGGUGAUAUUUAUUAUUACUCAUCUCUGUCACACACAGGGUCAAGUUGUUACUGCCGAAAAAUGUAAAAAAGAAGAAAAUGAAAUGUCAUAAUUGUCAAAGUCAGGGUUUACUGAUUUUUGGCGCCAAAACUGUUGAGUUUUGUGUUUUUCUGUUGUUGAAUGUUGAUGCUGUUAUUUUGUAUUUUUAUCCUCAUUUGUAAUAAUAUUCCUAAUAAAUAAUUCUCCAAUUUAAAAAAAUGGCAACGACUAACGAGCAAGAAAUUCGUAAAGCCCAGGCCCAUUAUCAGGACUUUUUAGAUGAUGGUGAAGACCAAGGCAAAUACUCUCAAAUCAUCAGAGAUAUGAUAUCGGACAAGAGCAGACGACUAGUAGUCAACAUAAACGAUUUGCGAAAGAAAAAUCCGCAGAGGGCUUUGGCCCUUUUGAAUAAUGGCUUCGAGGAGCAACUGGCCUUUCAAAGGGCUUUGAAAGAAAUGGUCAGUCUGAUAGACAUCACGUACAGCAAGGAACAUGAAGAGUUUUUUAUUGCUUUCGAAGGAAGCUUUGGUAACAAACAUGUUACACCUAGAACCUUAACUUCUAGGUUUCUCGGUAACCUUAUUUGUGUAGAAGGAAUUGUUAGCAAAUGUUCUCUGGUUUAUCCGAAACUCGUCAAAAGUGUUCACUAUUGUCCCAUGACUAAAAAAUUUAUGGACAGAAAAUAUACAGAUUUAACAUCCCUUGAAGCUGUUCCUACAUCCGCUGCCUACCCAACAAAGGAUGACGACGGUAACGCUCUAGAAACAGAAUUCGGCUUGUGCAGAUACAAAGACCACCAAACAAUAUCAAUCCAAGAAAUGCCAGAAAAAGCACCCGCCGGUCAAUUGCCCAGAGUUGUGGACAUCAUUUGCGAUAACGACCUGGUCGAUGCCUGUAAGCCUGGAGACAGAGUCCAAAUUGUAGGAAAUUUCCGAUGCCUGCCCAACCAUCAGGGAGCAUUCACAAGCGGGGUAUUCAGAACUAUCGUCAUUGCAAACAAUAUAAAACAAUUAAGUAAGGAAACUAGUCCGUCGAUUUCAAGAGAAGAUGUGCAUCGUUGCAAGCGUUUAGCUAAAUCUCACAAGAAUGUUUUCAAUUUGUUGGCUAAGUCUUUGGCGCCUUCUAUUCAUGGACAUGAAUAUGUCAAAAGGGCUAUACUUUGUCUUUUAUUAGGUGGAGUAGAAAAAGUUUUACCAAACGGAACUCGUCUAAGAGGAGACAUAAACGUACUCCUAAUCGGUGACCCCAGUGUCGCGAAAUCCCAACUUUUAAGAUACGUAUUGUACACGGCACCUAGAGCUAUCCCCACCACUGGUAGAGGCUCCUCCGGUGUCGGUCUGACAGCAGCCGUAACCACCGACCAAGAAACCGGAGAAAGACGCUUGGAAGCUGGCGCUAUGGUUUUGGCCGAUAGAGGAGUCGUGUGUAUCGAUGAAUUCGAUAAAAUGAGCGAUAUCGACAGGACGGCCAUUCACGAAGUUAUGGAACAGGGAAGGGUUACUAUUGCCAAAGCUGGUAUUCAUGCCAGUUUGAAUGCUCGGUGUUCGGUAUUGGCUGCUGCUAAUCCUGUUUAUGGAAAGUACGACCAAUAUAAAACCCCAAUGGAAAAUAUCGGCCUUCAAGAUUCCCUUCUGUCUCGUUUCGAUUUGCUUUUCGUCAUGCUGGACACCAUAGACGAAAGGACCGAUUUCGACAUAUCGGAUCAUGUGGUCAGAAUGCACAUGUACAGAAACCCGUUGGAACAAGACGGCGAAAUUUUGCCCAUGGGAUCCACAGUGGACAUUUUCAGUACGAAUAAUCCGGACGAAGACGAAUUGAAAGAAGUGCCGAUGUUUGAAAAAUACGAUGCCUUGUUGCACGGUAAUAGCCGUAAAAAGUCUGAUAAAAUUCUCAGUGUGAAUUUUAUGAGGAAAUAUAUACAUUUGGUUAAAAUUUUAAAGCCUCAGUUGACAGACAAGGCUUCAGCAAUUAUUGCUCAGGAGUAUUCUAGACUUAGGUCAGAGGAAAUGUUGGAAAAUGAUGUUGCAAGGACUCAACCGGUUACUGCACGUUCACUGGAAACAAUGAUUCGUCUAUCAACCGCUCACGCCAAAGCAAGAAUGUCCCGUUUGGUAGAGGAAAUAGAUGCGAAUGCGGCAAUUGAACUUAUACAAUAUGCCUACUUCAAAAAAGUGUUGGAAAAAGAGAAAAAAAGACGUAGAAAAGAGGACGCGUCUUCUGAAAGCGAAGACGAUGAUGAUGAUGAUAAUAAACAGAAACCAAAGAGAACCAGAAGAGCUAGAUCUGAAGCUGGCGAAGAUUCGGCCGAUGAACUAGCAUCAACGCAAAGUUCCAAUAAAACAAGCCAAAACGGCACAGCGAUGGAAGAAACCGAACUGGCUACGGAGCUACCAGCUUCUUCACAAGAAUCUGUAGAAGUCGACGAAUCUCCGAAAGAAAUUUCAGCUGAUCGGUUGAAAUCGUUCAAAACCGCUUUGUGCAAAGCGUUCCAAGAGAACCGAACUCAAGCUUUGGCUUUGGUCAAAGUAAAAGAAUUCGUUAAUAAGAAUAACGCCAGUCCGUAUUCGCAGGGCGAAAUUGCCGCCGCUAUCGAAAAGAUGGGCGACGAGAAUCAAGUUAUGAUGGCGGACGGAAUUAUAUUUUUAAUUUAAGUUUAUGAUAAUUUUUGUAAGUAGAUUUAAGACGUAAAAAUAAUUUUUUAGUUUUGUAUAAAUGAUUAGUUGCUUUGUUCGUAAACUUUUUGAAUAUAUUUUUUCAUGCAAACAUUUUAUUCUUGAGUCAAAGAACUUCUUCAAAUAAAUAAGUUUAUGGGAGUAACUCGGGAGUUAAUUAUUUGUUUUAUUUAUUUAUUGACAGACAACUAUUAGAGAUAGCACAAUAUUCGAUAAAAAUUAUAAUCGGAUAGGGAUGGCCACCAAACCUUCCUUCAAAUCACAAAACUAUAAUGUGGUAGAGUAUUCUCUUAAAAAAGUAUACUGUGAUUGAAUAAUUUUUUUGAAAUAAAACUACAAAAUUCACUUAAACAUUUAUUAUGCAUAUUAAUAGAGCUCACAGGGUCCAGCUAGAACAGUUUUUGCAUGAUAACACAGCUACUUGAAUUCAGAUAUAAGAUUUUAAUGUAAGAAUUUGUCGGUUUGAGAACAGGGCGUGGAAUCAAAGAACCUACUCAGUUUGACGCCAUGUUUUAAAAAUUUAUUUUCUCCCUUUUCAACCUCCAGAACACUUCUAAAAAAGUUAUUUUGUCUGAAUCUGUAUGAUGCAUCUCAUUCGAAUAUUCUACACAAUUUAAAUAAAACCCCAUUAAAUUAAUCACGCAAAUGCUCCUUCACAUGUUUCAGAAUCGCUCGAAUAAUUCAGUCGUCAACUGAAGGUAGAAAAUCAUUUAAAAACGGUUCUAGCUAAUAAGACAUUUCUCUAGGUUUACACCUGAUAAGCCAAACAAAAGGAGGCUUAUUGGGUCAGUUUUGGACACUUUUACAUGGAAAUAGAUAGGAAAUUAAUAAACCAAACAAAAUAUGUAUUAUGCCUAAAUAAAUGUAUAACAUCCUGUAAAAUGCAAUAAUUCAUAAACUUAAAAGUACCUUACUAACUCAACAAAUCCAAACAUGUUUGUUCUUAUAAAAUUGCCAGGAUCUGUAUAAACACAUUGGACAAAAAUCCACAAUCUAGAAUAUGCAUUACACCGACUUUAUAUAAUAACAGUUCUUACUAUAAAUUCAGAAAAAACGGAACCUCUAAGAGUAGUUGUUGUUUAAGUACGUCACAAAGUCAUGAAAUGCCUUUGCUACAAAAUACUUCUUCAUCAUCCAAGUGAAGUUGGCUUGGCUCCAUCCAUGGUGAAAUUGUAUGGCAGAAUUUAUUGGUUUUCAUCUUUCUAUACAAGCUAACUUUCGAGCUUCAAAUGAAUUAACAACAAAAAAGUACAUCAAUUUAAAUUAUUAAUUUAAUAUUAAAAUUAUAUAUAAACUAUUCCACAAUGGUGGCAUAAUAACUUGACUACUAUCAAAUAAUCCUUAACUUUCAAUACAAUAAGUAGAAUAACAAAAGCUGUAGUUAAUUUAUAUUGUCCGUCAUCAGGAUAGAGAUUUGUAGUUUUAUUAAUUGAGUUCUUUAUUCCAAGAUUUUGUUAAUUGCUAGCCUUAGAGAUAGCAAACAACAAUUAAAUCAAAGCAAAAAAUACAUAGAAAAUUAAUUAAAAAUAACUAGUAACUAUUACAGUAAAAUAUACUCGUCUAUGUUUGAUAUAGUAAGUAAUCCUUCAACAAUUUUGGCAGAGGCAAUAAAGAAACUGCAUUUUUCUUGAUGUGAAACAGAAUGGCGUCCCUGCAUGCUGCUUGUAAUGUUGGUACUAAAGAGAAAUUAAAAAUAAUGUGUUGGGGAAAUCUGGGAAAUUACAAAUAACAUAAUUCUGUUGUUUGAUUGCAGUCCCAAAUAAACUAGCUAAAUCAAUAAAAAAUUAAUACAUACCAGCAUAUAACUGUAUAAUCCUCACUUUCUUUGUAGUCCCAUACACAUCAACAACCACAUGCAACGGUGCAUUAUUGUAAGGUAUCCUCUUAACGCAAGCCCCCAUAUCUUCACCGUUAAUAAUAUAAUGCAUUUCCGCUUCUUUUGCAUCGGUCGGAACAUACAUCACACCUAUCCUAGAUCCCAUAUCUGUGGGCAAAAUGUCUUCGAAAGCUCUUGAAGGUUUCAGCAGACUCACCGGCACGGCGCCUCUGCACGUUUUGAGAGAAUUAGAGUUAGUUUCUUUGUUGACUUUAUCAGCGCCGCAUCUAAUACGCGAUUUACCAUUGUCGCUGUAAUACUCAAAGACAUUGUUAUGUGCUUUACUGAUGCCGUAUAUCCAUGAGGUACCAAUGUCUGCUAA
Ceutorhynchus assimilis (cabbage seed weevil) is the source of this 5843-nucleotide messenger RNA. The record is from the annotation of a GenBank genome assembly. NCBI's taxonomy places the organism in Eukaryota, Metazoa, Arthropoda, Insecta, Coleoptera, Curculionidae.